Temnothorax curvispinosus is the source of this 3426-nucleotide messenger RNA. RefSeq names its product UBA-like domain-containing protein 2. The transcript has 4 exons. Bases 468 to 908 code for a protein of 146 amino acids. Lineage: Eukaryota; Metazoa; Arthropoda; Insecta; Hymenoptera; Formicidae. Gene Ontology annotation, molecular function: protein binding. The record is from RefSeq and is a predicted model, not a curated record.
GCCGCGCGGCCGUAGCGCUCUCGCGGCAGUCGCGGUCGCCUGCGAUGAGUUUAGUUUUGAAAACAAAGGGCCGGCCGCCGUUUACCGUGGUGCGUCGUCGUCGUCGUCGUCACGCGGCUCGCGCGUAAAAGGAAACGGAGCAAACGGAGGCGCUUCGUCCGCAAGCGCACGGCGCAGACGGCACAGACCGGAGAGGAUUAAAACCCGGGACGAGGUCGUGGUGUCGUUGUGUACGUUCUCACGGCUCCUUCCGUCCCUCUUUCGUUCACCUGUUUACUCGUACGUCCGUCCGUUCGUUUCCUACCUAUCGUUCUCUCUUCCUUUCUGUCUGUAUAGAGAUUAUUAAAUCCCGCUUAUUGUCUCUUUCUCCCCCGUCUCUCCUACGCUCUCCCGACCGUCCCCCGGAGUGCCCCGGGACAACUCUCCCUUCGGAUCGUCGUCGGAAACGUGAUCGACACACGAAAAAAAUGGACGCACUACGGGAGCAGGUGAUGAUCAAUCAGUUUGUGUUGGCCGCGGGCUGUGCCAGGGAACAGGCGAAGCAGUUGCUGCAAGCGGCGCAUUGGCAAUUCGAGACCGCUCUCAGUAUUUUCUUCCAAGAGGCGGCGAUACCUUCAUGCGCGCAAGGAGCCGGCACCCACUUCGGCCAAAUAACACCGUGCAACACGCCAGCCACUCCGCCGAAUUUCCCGGACACGUUGCUGGCGUUUUCCAAAAUGUCUGCGGGUGAAAAAACUCCAUCGGGAAUGUCGCCGAGCCAGAAUGGAUUUCAGGCGAAUUCGACACCGAUGGCGAGCAUCGUGCAGCAUCACGCCGCCGGCGGCCGGUGUAGCGCAUCCGGCAACACGACACAGCAACAGACGCAAUCCCAACAGACACAAUUCGGCCUGGGCGAGCCGCAGAGAUAAAAAUGACUGUGCUAAUUGGCGAUGCGCGAGCACGAGACGUCACGUAGAUGCGCGCGAUAACGUUUCCGGAGAACAAAAUAGUGCGCUCUAAGCAAGGGAAGAGUGAGAAAGAGAGGGAACGGGAAGUGAAAAAACGUAUGUACGGAAAAGAGGAGAACUCCCCCUGUCUUCUGAGAAAGAGCGCGUCCUUCCCGGGAAAAGAAUGAGGAAUGAUUCGCGAAAUUCGCGAAUAAGAUCGCAGCAACUACACGAGAUACCUUCUACAGAUUGGAACUGGAUUGCUAUUGAAUCGUUACGUUAUUCACGCACAAUAAGCGACGUACAUAUUGUGUUACGUGCGAACGCGCGAAUAAGUCCCGAGUAUUGAUUUCCCCGAUAAUGCCUGAGACAGAGAGAGUGUAACACGUAUUUCGAUUUCCUUCUCGGCUUCCUCGAGACAUCUAAUACAUAGAAUAGGGUCGAGUAGUCCGCUAUAUGUAUAUGUGUAUAUGUAUGGCCGGUACGAAACGCGAGUGAGGAAGAAGAGAUGAAAAUCCAUAUCGAAGAGCCUCCUUCGUUUUUUUUUCUCUGACAUGUCGGGACCAUCUCGUAGGUCCAAAACGGUCGAGGACAUCGACAAUCCUGGAAUGAUCGCACUGUGAGAACGGCUCCUUCACUCCAAUCUGACUUCCUUAUCUCCUUAGAUGCUAUAGACACGUGACUGUUUCUCAGAUUCACCGUACAUCACCGUUAGACUAGAGAGGGUGAAUUUCCGCUAAUCACUUCCACACCACAGUACAAAAGAAUUGCGAGGUACAGCUUCCUCGGUUACUUGAAAAUUUUUACUUUAUCGCACCUUUUCGCGGAAAAUGACGGGAAAAUGUACGUAUCUUCAAUGUAGGUUGAAAGUCGAAAUCGCUACUGCACAAUGAUUCGCAGACAUUCGCUUAACCACGGAACUCGAGUGUUUUAUUACGAUCCUUUCGCUGUUGUCUUAAAAUAGUGAUGCUUACGGCACACGCGUUACUCGCGCGACGCGUGCCGUUUCCAUAAACGAUAUUUCGAUGGUAUAAAUAUAACGAGGCUAAGUAUAAUAAAUGAAACUCUUGUAAAAAUUUGUAAAAAGAGUAUCCCGAGUUAUGUAACGCGUUUGUUUUACAUAAUAAAUAACUAUGUAAAAAGUAAGUAAAAUAAAAUCAAGGAAGAUCUCGCGAGUGAUAAGAGUAUAAUAGUCUGAAGGAUUGAUUUAGGUGAACAGAGUAUGACCGGUGAAUACGAGCAGUGAGGAAUUCUUGAAUUCGAUUAUUUCGGCUACUCGCGAAUAGAGAUUACUGCCUGGUUUUACGCAGCACUAGACUUCACGAUGUUCACAAAAGAAUGCUCUUGUAUGGCAGCUGGCAAUACUGAUUCUGAUAUCAUAGUAUAUCAAUAUCCGAAUAUAUGGAACUCUGUAUCUUUCAUUAUAUUUCUCGUAACAUACAUGGUCGAUUAUUCAUACUAUAGAUACAUAUUUGUUUCCAUUAAGACUCUAUUUAUUCGAUGUAGCAGCGAAUUUAGUUCUUCACAGCUUUUUAGAAGCCCGUUUGAGGUUCCCAUUCCUUUGCUGCAACCUUAUUGAAUUAUGACAUAGGAAGUGAAAAAUCGUGUAAAUUUUUUUUCUUACACUAUAUAUCGAAAUAAAUUAGUUCUUUUGUAUGCCAAUAUUCGCGUUAAAUACUGUAGAUUGAUAAAAAUAUACCGAAAAAAUGCUUCUUUUUCUUUUUUGCUUCCUCAUAUAGGAAGCUUUGUUAUUAUUUUACAUGCAUUAGUAAAUGCAAUAUGAUAUAAUGUCUUUUUCAACGAAAAUGAACAUUAUAACUUUAUGAAGAUGUGUAGGUAAUUUACCUAGAAAAGACCGUCUUUAAUAUAUUUUAUCAAUCAAUAAUGUCAAAUAUGCAUGUAAAAGGACUAAUCUAUUUCUACAAUAUAGAAAAAGUAUUUGUAUGAUUUCUUGCUGUUAAUGUUACAAUUCAAUACGUGGUAGUGCGGUGAUAGGAUCCUUAACGUAAAACAACUAACAGAGAAUUCUUUAUUCUUUAUAAUCUCUCGAUAUAUCAGACAGAAAAAUGUCUUUACAGACACGCAAUACGGUGUAUUCGAUCCUUUUAUUUGUAGUUAUAUAAUAGAUAGUCUCGAUCAUAAUAAAAAAUUUUUAGGUUCAAGCUUAAUUUGAUAAUUUAACUUUCAUGCAAUAGCAUCCAGGCGUCGUAUAACUUUGUUAAUGGGUUUAUUGUAAAUAAUAGUAGAUAUUUAGUCGUAAGAAAAAAAAAGUACUUUGUGAAGGUACGAGAUAUUUUUUCCAAUAAGGUACACGCUUUAAUAUCUUCCUUACGUUUGUGUACUGUCUAGGCUGUAUUCAAAGAUGAUAUAAAACUAUCGACGAGGAACGAGAAUGUUUUACUAUGUUGAAAUUAUGAUUAUUGUUUAUUUGACUAUUACAAAGACAGAUAAUGGUCAUGUACAUAAUUUUGAAAAAUUAAAUAAAAUAUUGAUAACGGUA